Molecule: messenger RNA, 558 nt
Organism: Phytophthora infestans T30-4
Lineage: Eukaryota; Oomycota; Peronosporomycetes; Peronosporales; Peronosporaceae
Exons: 5
Coding region: 1-558 (185 amino acids)
Source: RefSeq, a predicted model, not a curated record
AUGUGGGAAGUGUUAAGUGCUAUUCAGAUAGACCUUGCCAAGAUCAACACCAAUGCCCAGAAUCGCGUCUUUGAUCCUGGCACAAAGGCAAAUUACAUGUACUUCCAGUCUGGAAACGGAGAAAAGAAGUUAGCACCUGAACGCUAUCUAAUCAAGACGGUACGCUGCGAGAAAGAUACGAUAUCCGCGGCAGCACGAGCAUUUUUUGAUAAGGGAGCUGAUUUUUGUGGAGUUUCAGAGGAAUUCGUGGAGCAGCAGGGCUGGAUGAAGGGGGUUGUCGAUCAUGGCGCAAUGCAAGUAACUUAUGAUAACGGGAAGACCGUCACGUUUAAGUUCGCGUUUUACCUGUGUCAUAUCCCAAAUCAGUGUGACGUCAUGCUUGGAGUGCCAUGGAAGCGACUUGCAAGACCCAUUAUCGACUGGGAAACUGAUCGAAUACUCUCUAAAGAAGCAUUCAUACAAGAGCGAUACUACUAUAGCAUACGCUUUGGAUUCACAAAACAUAUUACGCUGAAACAGGCGGACAAAAUCAUCCGAAAACAAGAUGUCGAAUAUUAA